Molecule: messenger RNA, 1088 nt
Organism: Zingiber officinale
Lineage: Eukaryota; Viridiplantae; Streptophyta; Magnoliopsida; Zingiberales; Zingiberaceae
Product: soluble inorganic pyrophosphatase-like
Exons: 9
Coding region: 166-789 (207 amino acids)
Biological process (GO): phosphate-containing compound metabolic process
Cellular component (GO): cytoplasm
Molecular function (GO): magnesium ion binding; inorganic diphosphate phosphatase activity
Source: RefSeq, a predicted model, not a curated record
UCGCUCGUCGUUCCAAAGUGGUGGAGGAGAAGCAGGGAUCCGGCCUAUAAAACGCCCCUGGAUUCUCGUCUUCUCCUGGCCUCCGCCUCCGACGAUACAGCGACGACCUCUCUCUCCGAACCCCGAUCCCACUCCCUCCGCGCUCCCUUCCCUUCGUCGAGAAAUAUGAGUGGACAAGAGGGAAAAGUUGCAACUCCAAAGCUGAAUGAAAGGAUAUUGUCAUCAUUGUCCAAGAGAACAGUGGCUGCCCAUCCUUGGCAUGAUCUUGAAAUAGGUAAAGAGGCCCCUGCUGUGUUCAAUGUGGUUGUGGAGAUAUCAAAAGGAAGCAAAGUCAAAUAUGAACUUGACAAAAAAACAGGGCUGAUCAAGGUCGAUCGGGUCUUGUACUCAUCAGUGGUGUACCCUCAUAACUAUGGUUUCAUUCCUCGUACACUUUGCGAAGACAAUGACCCAAUGGAUGUUUUGGUCCUCAUGCAGGAACCAGUUAUUCCUGGGUGCUUUUUACGAGCCAAGGCCAUUGGUCUUAUGCCUAUGAUUGAUCAGGGGGAGCAAGAUGAUAAGAUCAUUGCAGUUUGUGCUGACGAUCCUGAGUUCCGUCACAUCAACGACCUUAGCGAGUUAUCUCCCCAUCGUCUUGCAGAGAUAAAGAGCUUCUUUGAAGACUAUAAGAAAAAUGAGAAGAAAAUGGUCGCAGUAGAUAAAUUCUUGCCUGCAAGCAGUGCUCAGAAAGCCAUCCGAACCUCAAUGGAUCUCUAUGUUGAAUAUCUACAUCAAAGCUCGAUGCAGUAGAUUGGCUGCACAAUUUUAAUAGUUGCUAUAUAGAAAUACCAAGGCAGAGGAACAAAUGGUUCUUGAUUAAGUUGGCAAGUAUUGUGGCAUCUACUAUGCCUAUUUAUCUAAAUAAAGUUUGCAAAUCCUUUUUUUUCCUUGCUUUUGAUUUAAUUGAAUGUAUUGUCCUGAGAUACCUCCGGACUUCGAGCAUUUAUUCUUUGUUUAUUUAAUGUUGUAUCAUGUUAGAAGGAUAAGAUACCCAUCUCCAUAUUUAUUUGUAAUCCCCUUCUUUUGUAUGUGCAACUUUUAUUGUUGGA